GGAAGUUCUCCUCGCUUCUUCCGUGCAUAGCUUUUAAAGUGACCUCUGCGCAUAUAUCUUUGGUUUGAGAGAGAGCUGGGCUGAGGAAGGUCAACUUCCAACUCCCAGGGGAGACAGGAUAAUGCAAUGGCCCAACAAAGAGUCCUCCCUCAGAGCAAAGAGACCCUCCUUCAGUCCUACAACAAGAGACUGAAAGAUGAUAUCAAGUCAAUCAUGGAUAAUUUCACUGAGAUCAUAAAGACAGCCAAGAUUGAAGAUGAAACUCAGGUGUCUCGGGCAACUCAGGGUGAGCAGGACAAUUAUGAAAUGCAUGUGAGAGCUGCCAAUAUUGUGCGUGCCGGGGAAUCCCUGAUGAAGCUCGUAUCUGAUCUCAAGCAAUUUCUCAUCCUCAAUGACUUUCCCUCAGUGAAUGAAGCCAUCGAUCAGCGCAACCAGCAGCUUCGGGGACUGCAGGAUGAGUGUGACAAGAAGCUUAUUUCCCUUCGGGAUGAGAUUUCCAUUGAUUUGUAUGAGCUGGAGGAAGAGUAUUACUCGUCCAGCUACAGUCUUUGCGACACAAUUGAUCUGCCCCUCUGUGAAGCCUACUGGAGGCAGGACCUCACUUCAUUCUCCCCUGAUGGCCUCCCUGCACCUCUGCUAGUGUCUCCUGCAGAGCCUGGCACAGUCCCUCUGCAGGGGACCACACCAGUGCUCCCUCACGUCAACGGGCCUGGCCCUGGUCCCACGGAGCAUGCCUGACCAGGAUCCAGUCCUGAUGCUGUCAAAGGUGCUUGCCGCUGACUCCAGCUACCACAGCCAACAGCUGCCCUUUUUGGGCACAGGGUGCCACUUGGAGAGCAACACGUUAGUAUUUCAGUCUGAGUCUUCCCUCUCCUUGUUCCCUCUCUUCUUCAGCCUCAGGGAUAGAUUCCAGGUGCCCAGACUAUCUGCUAAAUUACCCCUCCUUUUCUUGGGCCUAACCUUUCUUGGGUAAAAAUCACCUUGUUCCUGAAAUUAGAGUUAAACCAUAGGCAUUUUGGGAGAGGGUUAGGGAAUUUGUUAGCCUGCACAUAGAAUUAGGCAGAGCACUAAUUAUUUUCUAAUAAUUUCCCAACAUUUUGAGUUGGGAAAACUAGGCUGCAUCCUCAGCUGUUCAGGAGACUGUUAUUCAUGAAGUCUUCCUCUUCCUCCACUCUAGCUGAUUUGAGAACAGUAGAGUUUAUGAGGAAAAUAGCUCUGGAUUUCAUCCUACACUCAGAAGUGUGUGUGUGUGUGUGUGUGUGAGAGAGAGAGAGUGUGAGAGUGAGUGUGUGUGUGUAUGUGUGUGUGUAAAGGAUGGGGAACUAUGAAUACUUGGAUCUGUAAGUAGAUAUAGAAAAAACGUGGCAUUAACUUAAGCAGCACACAUAAAAGCCACAUCUAAAACUGACUUUUGUGGGGCAGAUUUAGCUACUGUAAACGAGCAAAACCAGCUUCAUCUCACAAGAUAAAUACCUGACAUAGUCACUUUUUCCAUAGGAAGUUCUAUUUUAAAGGUGACUCUUGAAAUGUUGCUGUUGCCUGGAUCUCAGGUGAACAGGGGGAUGGAUUACACUGUCAUGUACCAUUCAUUUCCUACAGUGAUUCUUUAUUUUUGUAAGUAGAAUGUUGAAUAAAUAAAUCAUGGACCCUU
Messenger RNA from Antechinus flavipes (yellow-footed antechinus), 1651 nucleotides. RefSeq names its product mediator complex subunit 22 (gene MED22). Gene Ontology annotation, cellular component: mediator complex. Gene Ontology annotation, biological process: regulation of transcription by RNA polymerase II. The transcript is spliced from 5 exons. Bases 127 to 738 code for a protein of 203 amino acids. The record is from RefSeq and is a predicted model, not a curated record. Lineage: Eukaryota; Metazoa; Chordata; Mammalia; Dasyuromorphia; Dasyuridae. Gene Ontology annotation, molecular function: transcription coregulator activity.